This is a messenger RNA of Botrytis sinoallii, 1269 nucleotides long. RefSeq lists its product as uncharacterized. The coding region runs from base 1 to 1269 and encodes 422 amino acids. The record is from RefSeq and is a predicted model, not a curated record. The transcript has a single exon. NCBI's taxonomy places the organism in Eukaryota, Fungi, Ascomycota, Leotiomycetes, Helotiales, Sclerotiniaceae.
AUGGAUUCAAUUGAUACUAGGAGAGACCCGACAACUCACAUGGUAGAGGUCAAUUUCGAGUCGCACGCUGAAGCCGAGACUCUCGACGUCUCGCAUGUAAAAUUGAGCAACACAUACCCGGAGCCAGGAUCAACUGGCAUAUCACCACGCUUAACCUUCGGUGUGGAAUUGGAGAUCGCUGUUGGUACUUUAAGGGACAUAUGCCAAAACCCAACACCAAGAGAUGGCCGUAUAGUCUACGGGGUUGGUCGUUCUGCCAACUCACCUCCGUUGCAGUAUGAUCCAAGACCAGCAAACUUUGGCGAGAGUUCCCUCGCAGAACGCUCGUAUAGAGCUAAGGGCCGUUUUUGUGUGUAUGAAAAUAUUACACAAACCCUUAACUGCGCUGGGUUCCCAGCUAUACAUAUGGAGGAUGCAGAAUAUCAGAAAGAUGGAUAUACUACUGAAAUGACCAGCAAGUGGAUCAUCGGGACUGACAUCAGUAUUGACCUCCCAGAUGAGUCAAUCUACGACUACCAUAAGCUCGAGAUCAAAUCUCCAGUUUAUUACUUCAGCGAGGAAGCGCUAAGCGAUGUUAAACGGGUUUGGGAGAUCAUCGUCUCCACUUAUAAAGUCGUCACAAACGAAUCGAUGGGCUUGCAUGUUCAUGUCGGCAACGGAGUUGAUGCUUUCGACGGCGAUACUUUAAGGAAUUUGUGGGGCAUUCUCUGGACUACAGAGAAAUGGAUCGAGACUAUUCACCCUCCGCAUCGCAGAGUCAAUUCAUUCUGCCAAAGCUUCCAUCGCUGUUCCAAUUCGGGACGCGAGAUCGGAGAACAAUCUCUCAAAGACCCAGGAGAAGAGGUACUCGAAUGGAUCUUAACCAGGACGCCUCCAACAGUGCGCGAAUUCCUCGACACUAUCUGCAUGCAAAGCGGGGCUUACAACUUUGUCAAUUUACAACCAAGUCAAAACGUCGGAAGUAUCAAGCGUACGAUUGAGUUUCGCCAGCAUGUGGCAACGCUCGACACAGAACGAAUCACACAAUGGAUCAGGGUAUGCGUAGGACUAGUCAAAGCAUCCGUAACUGCAAAUCCCUCAGUACUGGAUCCAUAUCUGCGACUCUUGAUUCAGACAAAGAAAGAAAAGCUUCGUGUAUGGGACAUUUUUAAAGAGCUUGGGCUUGAGAGUUCAGGAGUUUAUUACAAGGCUCGGAUGUUAAGAGAGAGACCGGUGGGAAUCGUAGUCAAGGAAUUGUGGAAGAAGACGACGAGAUUUGUCAAAAGAUAA